AUGAAGUUCUUCGUUGCUGCCUCUCUCCUCGCCGUGGCCUUCGCUGCCCCUGCUGAGCUCGACACCCGCACCGACCGCCCCGUCUGCCCCAACGGUCUCUUCUCCAACCCUCUUUGCUGCGCUACCGAUGUCCUCGGUGUUGCCUGCCUUGACGGUGGUGCUCCCGACCAGACCCCCCGCGAUGGCCGCGACUUCCGCGACAUCUGCGCCAAGAAGGGCCAGCAGGCUCGCUGCUGUGUCCUCCCCGUUGCUGGCCAGGGCGUUCUCUGCACCUCCGUUGUCGGCACCAACUAA
[Torrubiella] hemipterigena is the source of this 294-nucleotide messenger RNA. The record is from the annotation of a GenBank genome assembly. NCBI's taxonomy places the organism in Eukaryota, Fungi, Ascomycota, Sordariomycetes, Hypocreales, Clavicipitaceae.